AUGUCCAGUCCAUUCAGAAGCUACGACGAUGACAGGGUUUCAUAUCUCCGUAGCUGCGAAGACGGCCCCCCAUGUCAGUUUGGUGUGGUGGAGGAGGCCCUGGGCCAAAGACACAAAAGCCCCAGAGCCGAAGCUGGAAUGUCUUUCUGUUUUAAUGGGAGUCUUAUGGCAGGACGUUCUGAUACACACCAUACACCCGAAUUUCCGGUAGGACGUUGGAUAUACGUUGGAGGAGGAAGGAAUGAAAGAGGGCAUAGAGAACAUGGCGGGCAUGGAGAAAAUCGAGGGCAUGGAAGUCAUGGAGGAGGAGAAGGCUACGGGGAAGGGCAUGCGCGCAUUGAGCCCACCAUGUUGGCGGAUAUUAUCAGGAGGUUGGCCUUUAAAUCUGUUACUAUUAUCACUACUACCCAUUUCAGUUGCAGAAAGUGUUCAGGGUAUAACAAGUCGCAUUCUCAUAGGAAUCAUCGGGAAACGGAUAUGGUCAAUCGGGGCAUUACAACAACCGCACUCUGGAGUGAGGUCCAUCCUAAAAUGAUGCACAAUGGCUCUUGGCCCAAGGAAUUCAGCAUCCCCAAGACAGUGGAUGACCUCAACUCUAUGGACAGUGAGUAUUGA
Messenger RNA from Morchella importuna, 615 nucleotides. RefSeq lists its product as uncharacterized. Lineage: Eukaryota; Fungi; Ascomycota; Pezizomycetes; Pezizales; Morchellaceae. The transcript has a single exon. The record is from RefSeq and is a predicted model, not a curated record. Bases 1 to 615 code for a protein of 204 amino acids.